AUGUGCGGGGACGAGCGCAUGUGCGGGGACGAGCGCAUGUGCGGGGACGAGCGCAUGUGCGGGGACGAGCGCAUGUGCGGGGACGAGCGCAUGUGCGGGGACGAGCGCAUGUGCGGGGACGAGCGCAUGUGCGGGGACGAGCGCAUGUGCGGGGACGAGCGCAUGUGCGGGGACGAGCGCAUGUGCGGGGACGAGCGCAUGUGCGGGGACGAGCGCAUGUGCGGGGACGAGCGCAUGUGCGGGGACGAGCGCAUGUGCGGGGACGAGCGCAGGUGCGGGGACGAGCGCAGGUGCGGGGACGAGCGCAGGUGCGGGGACGAGCGCAGGUGCGGGGACGAGCGCAGGUGCGGGGACGAGCGCAGGUGCGGGGACGAGCGCAGGUGCGGGGACGAGCGCAGGUGCGGGGACGAGCGCAGGUGCGGGGACGAGCGCAGGUGCGGGGACGAGCGCAGGUGCGGGGACGAGCGCAGGUGCGGGGACGAGCGCAGGUGCGGGGACGAGCGCAGGUGCGGGGACGAGCGCAGGUGCGGGGACGAGCGCAGGUGCGGGGACGAGCGCAGGUGCGGGGACGAGCGCAGGUGCGGGGACGAGCGCAGGUGCGGGGACGAGCGCAGGUGCGGGGACGAGCGCAGGUGCGGGGACGAGCGCAAGUGCGGGGACGAGCGCAGGUGCGGGGACGAGCGCAGGUGCGGGGACGAGCGCAAGUGCGGGGACGAGCGCAAGUGCGGGGACGAGCGCAAGUGCGGGGGAAAACGCAAGUGCGGGGGAAAACGCAAGUGCGGGGGAAAACGCAAGUGCGGGGGAAAACGCAAGUGCGGGGGAAAACGCAAGUGCGGGGGAAAACGCAAGUGCGGGGGAAAACGCAAGUGCGGGGGAAAACGCAAGUGCGGGGGAAAACGCAAGUGCGGGGGAAAACGCAAGUGCGGGGGAAAACGCAAGUGCGGGGAAAAACGCAAGUGCGGGGAAAAACGCAAGUGCGGGGAAAAACGCAAAUAUGUGAAAAACGCAAAUAUGUGA
This is a messenger RNA of Schistocerca piceifrons (Central American locust), 1017 nucleotides long. RefSeq names its product balbiani ring protein 6-like. Bases 1 to 1017 code for a protein of 338 amino acids. The transcript has a single exon. Lineage: Eukaryota; Metazoa; Arthropoda; Insecta; Orthoptera; Acrididae. The record is from RefSeq and is a predicted model, not a curated record.